Molecule: messenger RNA, 5184 nt
Organism: Parnassius mnemosyne (clouded apollo)
Lineage: Eukaryota; Metazoa; Arthropoda; Insecta; Lepidoptera; Papilionidae
Source: the annotation of a GenBank genome assembly
AUGGUGGAUCCUUUGAAAAUCUUCUGGGUUUUAACAAAUAGCACCUAUCUAGUGACGAAAUUCAUCCGUAUCGGCAUCGCAGACAAGAAUGAUAACCCUCCAUACUUCGACAAGGAGCUGUAUGAAGCAGAAGUGGACGAGAAUGAAGACAUCCAGCAUACUGUACUUACAGUCACCGCCAAAGAUCACGACGAAUCGUCGCGUAUUCGAUACGAGAUCACGAGCGGGAACAUAGGAGGGGCAUUCGCCGUCAAAAACAUGACUGGCGCCAUCUACGUUGCGGGGGCGCUCGACUAUGAAACUAGGAAACGGUACGAGCUGAAAUUGGCUGCGUCGGACAAUCUGAAAGAGAAUUACACAACGGUGGUGAUUCACGUGAAGGAUGUAAACGACAACCCCCCAGUUUUCGAGAGACCCACCUACCGCACGCAGAUUACCGAAGAAGUGGAUCGUAAUCUUCCGAAGCGUGUGUUACAGGUAACCGCAACCGAUGGUGAUAAGGACAGACAACAAAACAUUGUAUAUUUUCUCACCGGCCAGGGAAUUGAUGCAGAUAAUCCCGCGAAUAGCAAGUUUGAUAUCAAUCGUACAUCAGGCGAGAUUUUUGUUCUUCGGCCUUUAGAUCGUGAUCAGCCUAAUGGGAGGCCACAGUGGAGGUUUACGGUAUUCGCGCAAGAUGAAGGUGGCGAAGGUCUUGUGGGAUAUGCUGACGUCCAAGUGAACCUUAAAGAUAUUAACGAUAAUGCACCUAUUUUCCCGCAAGGUGUAUACUUUGGAAACGUUACAGAAAACGGAACAGCUGGUAUGGUUGUAAUGACAAUGACUGCUUUGGAUUAUGACGAUCCUGCUGAGAGCAACAAUGCAAAGUUAUGGUACUCAAUAGAAAAAAAUGUAAUCGAGGAAGAAACUGGCUCUCCUAUUUUUGAAAUUGAACCAGAAACUGGUGUCAUAAAAACAGCUGUUUGCUGCUUGGAUCGUGAAAGAACCCCAGAUUAUUCAAUACAAAUAGUAGCUUCUGACGGAGGAGGGUUAAAAGGAACUGGUACAGCAUCCAUACGUGUUAAGGAUAUAAACGAUAUGCCUCCACAAUUUACUAAAGAUGAAUGGUUCACCGAAGUUGAUGAAACGGAUGGUACGAACUUACCAGAAAUGCCGAUUCUUACAGUUACCGUUCAUGAUGAAGACGAAACCAAUAAAUUUCAGUAUAAAGUUAUUGAAAACAGUGGCUAUGGUGCAGAUAAAUUUACAAUGGUUAGGAAUAACGACGGUACCGGUUCAUUGAAAAUCGUCCAACCCUUAGAUUACGAAGAUCAGUUACAAAGUAAUGGUUUCCGAUUUAGAAUACAAGUAAAUGACAAAGGAGAAGAUAACGAUAAUGAUAAAUAUCAUGUAGCUUAUUCUUGGGUUGUAGUUAAACUUAGAGACAUAAAUGACAAUAAACCACAAUUCGAGCGGGCUAAUAUAGAAGUAUCAGUUUAUGAAAACGCCGAAGUUGGAAAAAGCCUUGAAACCUUUAAAGCAACAGAUCCCGACCAAGGUGGAAAAAGUAAGGUUUCUUACGCAAUCGAUAGAUCUUCUGAUAGAAAGAGACAAUUUUCUAUUAAUCAAGAAGGUACUGUCAGUAUACAAAGAACUUUGGAUAGGGAAGAUACCCCACGGCAUCAAGUAAAAAUCCUGGCAAUCGAUGACGGAAUCCCGCCUAGGACUGCCACAGCAACAUUAACCGUAAUAGUUCAAGAUAUAAAUGAUAAUGCCCCUACAUUUUUGAAAGACUACAGACCAGUAUUAACGGAACAUAUAACACCAAAGAAAGUAGCUGAAAUCUUAGCUACUGAUGACGAUGAUAGAUCUAAAAGUAACGGACCUCCGUUUCAGUUUCGGCUUGACCCUGGUGCGGAUGAUAUUAUCAGAGCUUCAUUUAAAGUUGAGCAAGAUCAAAAAGGUGCCAAUGGAGAUGGUAUGGCUAUUGUUUCGUCUUUGAGAUCUUUCGACAGAGAACAACAAAAGGAGUACCUUAUUCCUAUUAUUAUCAAAGAUCACGGAAAUCCUGCAAUGACUGGUACUAGCACACUAACUGUAGUAAUAGGCGACGUUAAUGACAAUAAAAUGCAACCAGGUUCGAAGGAAAUUUUAGUGUAUAAUUAUCAAGGUCAAGCACCAGAUACUGAAAUUGGCAGAGUAUAUGUGUAUGAUCUUGAUGAUUGGGAUUUACCCGACAAAAAAUUCUACUGGGAAAGUUCAGAACACCCGAAUUUUACAUUAAACGAAGAAACAGGUAUGAUCAAAAUGAAACAUAAAACUCGAGAAGGCAGGUAUAAUUUAAAAUUCAAAGUAUAUGACAGGAAACAUACUCAGACCGAUGUUCCAGCCAACGUUACAGUAUAUGUUAAAGAAAUAACACAUGAAGCUCUAAUAAAUUCGGGAUCAAUUCGAGUAUCAGGUAUAUCAGACGAAGAUUUUAUUCGUGUUUGGAAUUAUAAAACUCUUAGUGUUACAAGAAGCAAACUGGAUAUUUUCAAGGAUAAAUUAGCUGAUUUACUUAACACUGAGAGGGAUAAUAUUGAUGUAUUUAGUGUACAGUUGAGAAAGAAACAUCCGCCUGUUACUGAUAUUCGAUUUUCAGCACAUGGUGCACAUUUUUAUAAACCUAUACGACUAAACGGUAUAGUACUCAUGCAUAGAGAGGAAAUUGAAAAAUCUGUUGGCAUAAAUAUUACGAUGGUUGGCAUAGACGAAUGCAUUUAUGAAAAUCAAAUGUGUGAGGGAUCGUGCACAAAUGUGCUUGAUAUUAGUAAUUUUCCUUACAUGGUCAACGCAAAUAAAACUGCUCUUGUUGGUGUUCGUGUUGAUGUUAUCGCUCAAUGUACAUGUGGAGCUAGAAACUUCACUCAGGCUGAAACUUGCCGAAAUUCGCCUUGCUAUAAUGGUGGCAGAUGUAUUGAAGGAAAAUAUGGAUUGACAUGCUCAUGUCCACCAGGAUAUACAGGACCAAGGUGUCAACAAACGUCAAGAAGUUUCCGAGGUACAGGCUGGGCUUGGUAUCCGGCUUUAGAAAUGUGUGAUAACUCUCACUUAAGUUUUGAAUUUAUAACAAGGAAAUCAGAAGGCAUAUUGCUUUAUAAUGGACCAAUAGUGCCGCCGGAACCAGAAGAAAUUAUGGUAUCAGAUUUUAUAUCUGUUGAAUUAGACAGAGGUAACCCAAGACUACUCAUUGAUUUUGGUUCUGGUACACUAGAAUUGAGAGUAAAAACCAAAAAAUCUUUAGAUGACGGUGAAUGGCACCACAUUGAUAUUUUCUGGGAUACUGAAAAUGUCAGAAUGGUAGUUGACUUCUGUAAAUCUGCUGAUAUACAAGAGAUGGAAGAUGGAACACCACCAGAAUUUGACGAUUCUUCAUGUCAAGCUUCGGGGACAAUUCCUCCAUUUAAUGAGUACCUAAAUGUAAAUGCACCACUGCAAAUCGGUGGAUUGUACAUAGAUCAUUUUGACCCUACACACUAUCAUUGGCAGUUUAUGCCAAUUGGUAAAGGUUUCGAUGGAUGUAUCCGGAAUUUAAUCCAUAAUAGUAAAUUAUACGAUCUUGCACAUCCCGGAUUGUCAAGAAAUUCGGUAGCAGGAUGUCCUCAAACAGAAGAGAUUUGUAACCAAGCUGACGCUACUUCUAGAUGUUGGGAACAUGGAACUUGUGUUGGCAGUUUCUCCGAAGCCCGUUGCCAAUGUCUUCCGGGUUGGACUGGUCCAUCAUGUAAUUUACCUACCACUCCAACAAGUUUUCGACCACAAAGCUAUGUUAAGUUUGCAUUAAGCUUUGAACCAGACAGAUUUAGUACACAAAUACAACUACGCUUCAGAACACGGGAACCUCAUGGAGAAUUAUUCAGAGUUAGCGACCAGCACAAUAGAGAAUAUGGUAUUCUCGAAGUUAAAGAUGCCCGAUUACAUUUUCGUUAUAAUCUUAAUUCGUUACGCACAGAAGAACGUGAUGUUUGGCUUAACUCAGUAGCAGUUGAUGACGGACAGUGGCAUAUAGCUCGUGUCAGCAGAUAUGGAAGUGCUGCUACUCUUGAAAUUGAUGGUGGGGAAGGAAGAAGAUAUAACGAAUCAUUCACAUUUGAUGGCCAUCAAUGGCUAUUGGUUGAUAAACAAGAAGGGGUUUACGCAGGUGGGAAGGCCGAAUAUACCGGUGUUCGAACAUUUGAGGUCUACGCUGAUUUUCAAAAAGGUUGUUUAGAUGAUAUUAGAUUAGAAGGAAAGCAUUUACCGUUGCCACCAGCGAUGAAUGGAACACAGUGGGGUCAAGCAACAAUGGCUAGGAACUUGGAUCGUAAUUGUCCAUCUAAUAGCCCCUGUAUCAAUGUUCACUGCACAGAACCUUUCGUCUGCGUCGAUUUAUGGAACGAAUAUGAAUGCACUUGCGGUGAGGGUUUGGUUUUAUCGCCGGAUGGAAAGGGUUGCGUAGACAAGAACGAGUGUCUCUACUUCCCGUGCCGCAACGGCGGCUCAUGUGUCAACCGCGAACCUGGCUACCGCUGCCACUGUCCCGAGGGUUUCUGGGGCGAAAACUGCGAGCUUGUUCAAGAAGGCCGAACUCUCAAGUUAAGCAUGGGAGCGCUGGCUGCAAUCCUCGUCUGCCUCCUCAUCAUAAUGAUUCUUGUAUUAGUAUUCGUGGUGUACAAUCGUCGUCGCGAGGCGCACAUCAAGUACCCCGGACCAGAUGACGACGUUCGCGAGAAUAUAAUUAAUUACGACGACGAAGGCGGCGGCGAAGACGACAUGACCGCUUUCGAUAUCACACCACUUCAGAUACCUAUUGGAGGGCCUCUUCCCGAUCAUGCUCCGGCUAAACUACCAUAUCCUCUGAUGGGUGUCGGGCUCGGAGUGGGACCAAUGGGUGUUGCUAUCGGUGUUCCACCUGGUGUAGGAAUGCCAUUACCCGGCGAAACAAACGUGGGCAUGUUUAUAGAAGAGCAUAAGCGGCGGGCCGAUAGCGAUCCUAAUGCACCACCAUUCGACGAUCUGCGCAACUACGCUUACGAAGGCGGCGGCAGCACUGCGGGCUCCUUGUCGUCUUUAGCUUCCGGUACCGACGAUGAAACACACGAAUAUGACUAUUUGGGCGCUUGGGGUCCACGAUUUGACAAAUUGGCCGAUCUGUACGGACCUGAUCUCGACGAACAGCUGUAG